AUGGGGCGAUACAGCUACAGUCAACCUUCAAGUAGUUCUAGAAGGUUGUGGAGUAACAGAGAACCAGAAGUGAGCUCUACUCCUUUAUGUCGAUCUAUGAGUUUUGGAAUUCCUAACAGAUUCUACUGCGGUUUGCUUACCAUGUUGAGACCAAUGGACAGUACAGGAGAAUAUCCUGGUAGGAUGUUCUUUGGAUGCAAGGAUUAUAAGUAUGGUCUCCCUCAUCUAGUCAAGUGGUGGGAUGAGGCUGUGAUGGAGGAAUUUCAAGAGCUAUGA
Molecule: messenger RNA, 276 nt
Organism: Thlaspi arvense
Lineage: Eukaryota; Viridiplantae; Streptophyta; Magnoliopsida; Brassicales; Brassicaceae
Source: the annotation of a GenBank genome assembly